Molecule: messenger RNA, 1216 nt
Organism: Scaptodrosophila lebanonensis
Lineage: Eukaryota; Metazoa; Arthropoda; Insecta; Diptera; Drosophilidae
Product: zinc metalloproteinase nas-7-like
Exons: 2
Coding region: 1-1023 (340 amino acids)
Biological process (GO): proteolysis
Molecular function (GO): zinc ion binding; metalloendopeptidase activity
Source: RefSeq, a predicted model, not a curated record
AUGCUCUUCACUUGUGCUCUGGUAUUUGUGUUACCCGGGUAUAUUUUUGGGCAAUACCUGCCAUUGUUGGAUACUGACUACGAGCAAUCAGCGGAGUACAAUGCAUACUCGGCGUUUCAGGGACCAGAUUCCAAUUUAAUGCAGGAUUUCUAUCAAAACAACAAAUUGGAUAAAAGUGCAGAUAUAGCAGGAGAAUCGCAUAGUAAUGAAGAGUUCGACGAAGCCGAUAGUACGAUUGUAUUAGGUCCAGAUAUAUUUUUAAAGUCCUACAAAUACCAAAUAUGGGAGGAACCUGACCCUGAUUUGGUGCGUUACCACGAUAUGACAGGAAAGGAAUCUCCAAAAGUAUGCGAUGAAAAAAAACCAAUUUAUUGCUCUAAAAGGGAUUUUGUGGAAGGUGCACAUAAGCCUGUAGCCUACAAUCCUCAUGAACAACGUUUACCUUGGCCGAGCACAACAAUAUAUUACAAAUUUCACAAAAAUGUGUCGAAGGAGAAAGAAAAACGAGUUAAAGAUGAUCUUCGAAUGUUUGAGCAAAAAACGUGCUUAAAGUUUAUUCCAUUACCUAACCGUACCGAAAUCAAAGAUUAUAUCUUGUUUCGGGAAGAAGACGAUUGUUUUUCAAGGGUUGGGUAUAAAGAACGACCACACAAUGCUUAUAUUAGGCAUGAUUAUUGUAAUACUGCUUUUAUAAUUAUUCACGUAUUGAAUUUUGAUCAUAUCCACAAUGAUAUAUACCGCGACGAAUAUAUAGAUUAUAAGAAAGAAAAUUGUAAACAAAGUCAAAAUUACAAAAAACAGAAUACAAGUAACUUUGAUAUAAGAUAUGACUACUUAAGUCCUUUACACUAUUCAAAUUGCGCAGCCGCAAAAGGGGACGAUCCUGUAUUUACGUUUACAUUUUGCCCCUCUAUAGAAUUGGAACGUGAAUCACAAAAAGUACCUGUAACCGAAUGGGACUAUUUUAAGAUUAAUAGGAUGUAUUGUGACAAGUGGUACUAUAAUAAUAAAAAAUCAAAUUAAUUCUAUUAACAAAAGCAUCAUGGCCCAUGCAUGGGCCAGGGAUAUAAAUAAAUUAAGCAGAAAAUAAUCUUAUGUUAUCUUCAAAUUAUCUGUCACUGUUUCAUACGAAUGUAAGCAUAAAGAAUAUGCAAUAGUUUCAGUCACAAAUAAAACUCUAAUGAGAAGAGAUGCACCGCGAACCAUCUCUACUUUA